Molecule: messenger RNA, 864 nt
Organism: Aquila chrysaetos chrysaetos
Lineage: Eukaryota; Metazoa; Chordata; Aves; Accipitriformes; Accipitridae
Exons: 4
Coding region: 1-645 (214 amino acids)
Source: RefSeq, a predicted model, not a curated record
AUGACGAACCAAAUUCCGCUUCAGCUUUACCAAGAACAGCCAGGUGACCAGAAAGCAAAUGAGAAAAAUGGAGCGUGCUGCAGUCCUUGGCUAUGGGUGCGAUUACCCGGCGGGGAAAGCAUUGACAGGGAUGGCGCGUUAAGCAACGGGCAUAGGCUACGGCAGCGACAGCGACCGAUUGCGUUACGCCUGCCUACUACUGCCGUGGCAGAAAGCAGCCCCGGCACCACCUCCUCAGCCCGGCGGCCCCGCCUUACCUCAGCCGCGGGGCCGGCGGUCUCCGGCUCCCUCUGCCGGGGCCGCACCAGCGGCGGAGCCGCUGAAAUCGCCGCCGCCGUCCCCGGCUCCGCAGCUGCAGCCCUCUCGGUGGGCGGCCCCUCCACCCCCCGCAGCCCCGUCACGGGCGCGGCUCCGAGCCCUUGGGGCGACCGUUACACGGCCGUUGGGGCUGCCCCGAGCAGCGGCCGCGGGCCUGUGGUUGGCCGAGGGGGAAAGAGGGGCGGUGCCGCGGGCCUUUGGGGGCCGGGGAGCUCCUCUGAGGGGACAGCGGCCUUAGGGCGUCUGCCGGGGGAGGUGGAAACCAUCGGGUUGCGGCCGCUGGAGGAGAUGUUUCUGAGGAACAGACAGCUGCUGGCUCCUGCAUAGUUUGUAUUGGGUGUGGUUUUACCAGCUCUGUGGAAACCCCAGGUGAUAAGCCAGCCCCUAAUGUCAACUCAUCCCACCACAGCAGGCUCAGGUGAACAGGAGGGUGAGGGAGAAGAAAGGCCCCAUGAGUCAAGACUUCUAUAGUAAAAUGCACAGGUGAAACCCAAUAAACUAUCCCCUAAAGCAGCCUAAAUCCUUACUGUGAUACCCUUAUGAAUU